AUCAAUUAAAUCAGUGUACAAGUGGCAAUGAAUUUUUAGAACUUGCUCUUUGUGAGUAUAUAUGACAAUGACAUUGACAAAUGGUUUACACGCGAUGUUUCGUUAAAUAUAAGGUUAUGUUUUUAUUUUGCAUUGCUUCAGUUAUUGCUUAAAUAAAACAUUUCUUCUAAAAACACACAAAAAUGGACAGCAAUCAAGAUUACUUUACAAGCUAUGAAGACUUAGAGAUUCACAGACUAAUGUUGGAGGAUUAUACACGAACAGAAACAUAUAGAAAGGCUAUACAAGAUCAUAAAGAAUGUUUUAAAAACAAAACAGUAAUGGAUGUAGGAUGCGGUACAGGCAUUUUAUCUGUGUUUUGCGCACAAGCUGGCGCCAAAAAGGUUUAUGCUGUUGAAGCAAGUAAUAUUGCUAACAUAGCUAAGGAAGUUGUGAAAGAAAAUAACUUUGAAGAAGUGAUAGAGGUAAUACAAAACGAAGUUGAAAAUGUGAUACUAGCAAACAAUGAGAAAGUAGACAUUAUAGUAUCAGAAUGGAUGGGUUUUUAUCUCCUUCAUGAAGGCAUGUUAGAUUCUGUGUUGGUAGCCAGAGACAAGUUUCUCAAAGAAGAUGGGCAAAUGUUUCCAGAAACUGCUGCAAUUUAUAUUGCCCCAUGUAGUGUUCCAAGCCUAUACCACCAAUGGAAUAAUUUUCAUGGAGUUACAAUGUCUACAUUUGCUAAGAUAUUGAGAACAGACCGAAGCAAAAAACCAGAAGUUAUGCAAAUAAAACCAGAAGAUUUAUUGGGCACAGAAAUUCUUCUGGGUGUCAUAAAUCUAAAAGAUGUGCAAUUAUCAGAAUUAGAUUUAUUUGAAAUACAACAUGUUGUGGGCGUCAAUAAAGCAGGAAAAUAUCAAGGCUUAUGUAUAUGGUUUGACUGCACAUUCCCUGUGUUUUCUGAAAAUUGUAAACCACUUGUUUUAAGUACAAGUCCUUACAGUCCACAAACACACUGGAAGCAAACUGUGAUAUUAUUUCCUGAAGAACGAGAAGUUGAAGAAUCAGAACCUUUGGCAUUUAAAUUAAGCAUGACUAGAGACAUUGUUCAUAACAGAAGAUACAAUCUUCAAGUAGUACUUUUAGAUCCCGAUACUGUGGAUCAUCCAAUACCUUGUUCAUGUGAUAUGUCAAAAUGUAUUUUAAUCAAAAUGCUGAUGUUGCAACACACUGGACAUGAGAAGACUGGUGAUGAGAAGAGCACCACAGAUGAUAUCCUUGAGGAUGAGGUUAUUGAUGACAGUUGAAAUAAAACUAUAAUAAAAUA
Papilio polytes (common Mormon) is the source of this 1303-nucleotide messenger RNA. RefSeq names its product probable protein arginine N-methyltransferase 6 (gene Art8). The transcript is spliced from 6 exons. The record is from RefSeq and is a predicted model, not a curated record. Gene Ontology annotation, biological process: peptidyl-arginine methylation. Gene Ontology annotation, cellular component: nucleus. Gene Ontology annotation, molecular function: protein-arginine N-methyltransferase activity. The coding region runs from base 183 to 1283 and encodes 366 amino acids. NCBI's taxonomy places the organism in Eukaryota, Metazoa, Arthropoda, Insecta, Lepidoptera, Papilionidae.